Molecule: messenger RNA, 1796 nt
Organism: Corticium candelabrum
Lineage: Eukaryota; Metazoa; Porifera; Homoscleromorpha; Homosclerophorida; Plakinidae
Exons: 3
Coding region: 6-1796 (596 amino acids)
Source: RefSeq, a predicted model, not a curated record
GCGGUAUGACUCGAAUAGAAGCAUGUGGACAUCGUCUUGCGUUCAUCUAUUUGUGCGCAAUGGCGUUGCGGUUACAGCAAGACGGUACAGGCAAACCUCUCUGUAAGAUUGACAACAGACGCUUUCAAGUUGAAUAUAGCAAAUACGAGCACCCUCUCAGAUGCAAUGCUACAUGUGGUGAACGAUGUGAAAUGAACAGACUAAGCAACAAUUCUUACUUGGAGCGUUGUUUCUGUGACAAGUUCUGCAAGGUGUAUGGAGAUUGCUGCUUGGGACUAAUUCACAGUGCGGAAACUGAAAAAAUUCUUUUCCAUCUAAAGUUUCAGAAUGAUUCUCAAACACUAAUGUGCGUCAAUCCUGUAAACCUAUUAAAAAAUGUCAGCGAACGAGUAAAAGUUAUAGAAAGAAUCAGACAAGCUUAUGAGUCCGAAGAUGGUGUCUACAUGAAAACGUCGUGUUCCUCUACGUGGUAUGACGACGAGUGGCGUGUGAAAAUUAGAGAAAGGUGUGAGAACGUAAACGCGUCUCUACAUGUUUCCAAUGGUCUACAGUUGACACCUGUGAGUACUUCUGAUAUAACAUACAGGAACGUCUACUGUGCAAUCUGCAACCACCAGAAUGCAAGCGAGUAUACUUUCUGGAAAACUGGACUCUAUUGCGAUGACAGAAUUGUAAAUUAUUUAGACAAUACAUUCAAUGGCAAUGUGACUAUCGAGAGAAUCGAGCAAAGCUGCAGCAUUGCAUACUUUCAGCAGCCAAAUGUCACAUCUCGAUGGCUCGACCCCUUUCGACAAUGUCACACACGAACUAUUGAUCACUGUCUUCCUUACGAUCAGCUCACUAAUCUGAUGACGAUAGAUCACUACAACUGUCUAAAGUCAAGAUGUUUGUCAUAUACUGAUCGUGUAAGUGUAUCUUUAGGGCCUUGUACGAAUAGAAUCUACAAGAAUAUUGACUGUGCUGAGUGUAAUGGCCUAGGUUAUAGACUGUUUCACAUAACUAGGCUGCCUCCAGGUGUUUGUGGUGAAAUAGUGGAUAGAUGGAUUCCAGAAAGACAGAUAACUCCAUUUCCUGCUAUUCUGAAUAUUAAUGACAACGGAAGACAAUCAUUUAGUGACGGUUGGACCACGACAGAGUUGACAAAAUCAUGUGGUAGUGGACAAGUGUUCAAUAUCAUCUCAAAGCGCUGCCAAGAUCUCUACUCUCCGAUCAAUUUUGAAUUGGCUUCAGGAAUUUGUGUGCCAUUGAAACCAAAUAUAGUAUCUGUGAGGUUCAAUCUAACAUUGAUGACAGAUAACAGUAAAGAAAUUGCUGUUAUCAAUAAUAGUGAGUUAAGCAAGUCGAUUUCUGACGGCAUAAAUUUUGCCCUGCAUAAUGAACUGAUUAAUGCAACAGUAAGAAAAGUAAAUAUUACAACAAUUAACGGAUUUUUUCAAGUUUAUCUGGUCAUCAAUAUGCUAAAUGACAAUGAGACUAUUGACAGUAUUCUUUCAAUUAUUCACUCCAAGAAUUUUCUCUUUCAAUAUGGUGGCUCCAUGUACAGUGUUCAAUCUGGAACCGUUAUGAUUUGGACCCCACGACAAGAAAAUGACUUGGAAUGUGAUGCAUACAUUGCUUUGAAUGAGUCUGAGUAUCAACAGUGGAAGAAUGAUAGCAUCUUUGGAUUUGAGAGAGCCAUAUAUUUGCAAUACCCUAAUGGCACAAAUAGUUCAGAUAGACGAAUUCUGGUAUGUAACUAUUUCAGUCAGACUUAUAACAAAACUGUGACUGUUGCAAAGCAUGCGUAUCUCUCUUGA